GGGCCUGUUGCACAAAAGUAGAAUUAAGACAUCCGGGAUAAAUGACUCAGCUGAGCUCAAUGAAGCCAAAACAUGUGCGUCCAGGCUUAAUUGGUUGCACAAAGACCAAGCCAGGAUGAGCAGACACGGAUUCAUUAAGCCAGGUGAAACCAAUCCUGGAUAGGUGCGCGCUCACGGCUCACUCAAAUAGACCCCGCCACAGAUCACAGAUUAACUGAUUUACCAUGGCAACUAGAGCCGCGUACUUUUCCCCGUCGGAAGCACAAAUCCUCAUGGAGGCAUACGAGGAGGUAAAAGAUAUAAUUAAGAAGAAAGGCAACACCGCCACAGUGAUAAAGCAAAGAGAAAAAGCGUGGCAAAGUAUUGCAGACCGCCUGAAUGCAUUAAACAUGAACGGGCCAAAACGGACAUGGCAGCAGGUCAAAAUCAAAUACAAGAACAUUCUGCAGAAUGCAGUGAAAAAGAAUACCCACAGACAAGGCACGGGUGGUGGGUCACCAAAGGCUGACCUUACCCCAGCAGAGGACAUGGCCUUGGAGCUAAAUAAAGGCAGGCCCGUCUUAGAGGGGAUCCCUGGGGGGAAAGAGACGAGCAUAGGUUCCUCCCAAGAUGCCACCCGCUUCAUUCAAGUGCCUGGCAGCACUGUGUUCCUGUUAGAGCCACCAGCACAAGCACCAGACGAUGCUGAUCCAGUGAGUACUCCAUCAAAGGCAUACUGUAGGCCUGGCAUGUCUUGUCUACUAGCUUCAAUAUGAAUCCGAUUAAAUGUGAUCGGGUGAAGGCCCCAGUGCAGCAGCAACAGCACAUGAUGGAGACGAUGAUGAGGAGGAGACCAUCUCUCUGGAUUCCAGAAGGCAUGAGGACCCAGAUGCUAUACAGUGGGAAAACCAGCCUGGCAACAUAGUGCGUAUUAAUAAAAGGACACCACAUCCUGCCAAAUUCCAGCUGCGCUAAUUGUAUUGUGUUCACAGAGCUCACAAGCUAUCAGAAAGUUGUAUGGCAACCACCUCCGGCGCCAAAUAGAACUGGCAGACAUAGACAUUCAGUACAAGAAGAAAAAGAUGGAAAAUCUUGCACUGGAGUCCGAAAUAAAAAAAAGAGGACAAUUAUGAAACUGGACCUUGAAAUAAAAAAACUUGAGAGGGAGCUCCAAGAAGAUGACACAGCUCAAAAUAAAAAUUAGGUAUAUUCUCGUAAAGUCAAGUGAGCCAUGACAUAUGAGCUCUUAUUGUGAGCACACAGGACGGUGGCAUCUUUCUAAGGUUUUUUUUAUUUUCCCAGCAAUCAGUACAACCAAGUCAUCGUUAUAAGGCAUCGCCCUCUUUUGCCCACCCCCCCAGCACCAGGUGUGGCCACUAGCCUAUAUGAAGGCCCAAAAUUGUGUGUUCCUUUCUGCUCUGACAAUGGCAUGCCCAUUCGUGCGAGAUGUGGUGGAUGAAGAAGCACUUGUGCUGAGGAGAGCCUUCAGGCGAGAAAGGGUCUUCAGGGACCGGUUGGACCCACUGGCCUUCCCUGAUGACCAUCUGUAUGAAAGAUACAGGUUUUCUGCAGAUGGCAUCAGGUAUCUAUGCAGACUACUGGGUCCCAGGAUUAAGCACCGCACUGCACGGAGCCAUGCACUGAGUGUGGAGCAAAUGGUUUGUGUGGCCUUGCGCUUUUUGCUAGUGGAGCCUUCCUGUACUCAGUGGGGAUGCAGAACAGCUGAACAAGGCCACAAUUUGCCGCACAAUAAGGAGUGUGUGUCUGGCUAUCAAAGCAUUAGCAGAUGUCUUCAUCUCCUUCCCUGGCCACAGAAGACUCUGUGACAUCAAAGAGGAGUUCUAUAGGAUUGCAGGUUUCCCCAAUGUCAUUGGUGCAGUGGACUGCACACACAAGGAUAAAAGCCCC
This is a messenger RNA of Oncorhynchus nerka (sockeye salmon), 1887 nucleotides long. RefSeq names its product putative nuclease HARBI1. Lineage: Eukaryota; Metazoa; Chordata; Actinopteri; Salmoniformes; Salmonidae. The transcript has 7 exons. Bases 225 to 755 code for a protein of 176 amino acids. Gene Ontology annotation, cellular component: nucleus. The record is from RefSeq and is a predicted model, not a curated record.